AUGGUACACGAGGCACCACCAAUGACAGUUAGACCAGAUGGAUCAAGGAUCAUGAUUGCUACACAGGAGGAGAUGGAGAUCAACAACAUCCCAUUGAACUUUAGAGAUUACUGUGCACAUCUGCUUAUACCUUUGAACAAGUGUAGAGUCAAGGAAUACUAUCUGCCAUGGCAAUGUGGUGAUGAGAGACAUGCUUAUGAGAAGUGUCAAUAUGAUGAAUAUUUAUUAAGAAUGAAUAAGAAACAGAUAUUGGAUCAUGAGAAGGAACAGAAGAAGAAGGCUGCUGCUGCUGCUGCUCAAAAGCCAGAAUCAACUGAUCAAUAC
Molecule: messenger RNA, 324 nt
Organism: Acytostelium subglobosum LB1
Lineage: Eukaryota; Evosea; Eumycetozoa; Acytosteliales; Acytosteliaceae
Exons: 3
Cellular component (GO): mitochondrion
Source: RefSeq, a predicted model, not a curated record